AAAGAUGGCGGACGCUUGAGCCACUUUAGCGCUAUAUCAUUGAGGCUCUUCAGCAUCACCUCAUUUAGACCGUUACUGCUGAUGACCACGUGACCUACAGACACCAACAUGACCUCCUCCUAGACUGUAGGAUCAGAUAUUUUGGCUGGAGUUGCGUGAAGGCGUCAGAGAGAUCAAUGGAUCAGACUAAAGAGCAGAGUGAUGAUUAUGGCUACAACUUGUUUCCGGAAAGAAAGACUAGCAAGUACAAGAAAGGCUCCAUUGGGGAAAGCUUGUUCACCUUCAACCACAAAUGUCAGAUAAUGCUGCAUGUUGCAGUGGAGACAAAUCCAUAUGCAAAAGUUCUUCUCGGCGCCCUGAAGAACUCGGGCUGUGCAGUGUACAAAGACAGACAUUUCUCCUGUGAGGACUGUGAUGGAACCGUUAGCGGUGGCUUCGAUGCCACAACUUCUCAAAUUGUGCUGUGUCAAAACAACAUUCAUCAACAGGCUCAUAUGAACAGAGUGGUCACGCACGAGCUCAUCCACGCGUUUGAUCACUGCCGUGCACACGUGGACUGGUUCAAUAACUUCAAGCACUUGGCUUGUUCAGAGAUUCGGGCAGCCAGUCUCAGUGGAGACUGUUCAUUCAGCAAUGAACUCGCCAGGUUUAAUUUUGGCCUCAAAAAGCACCAUCAGGAGUGUGUGCGGGACCGUGCGACACGCUCCAUCCUCGCCGUUAGGAAGAUCAGCAAAGAGGAUGCGGUGAAAACAGUCGACGAGGUGUUUGACAGUUGCUACAACGAUCACGAACCCUUCGGCCGCAUGCCACACAGUAAAAAAGACGCCAAGUUCGCCUACAGAGAUUUCGAGAACAGGGACCGGUACUAUGCAAACCUAUAAAGUAGCGGUAGAGUCACACACCAGUGCGAAUAAAGUGAAAUAUUUACCCUAAUCCAUGCAGCUUGCUAUUUUAUUACGUAAUCCACUUGACUAUUUAAAUCGUUCUGUGAUUUGUUAUAUUACAUUAAAUAAAUUGUGAGUUUUGUUAAAUGCUAUGUAAUGCUUUAUUAAAUAUAUAUGCCAAAAAAAAAAACAUUUUAAAUCAUAUCAGGUGCAUUAAAUGAAGGAAAGACUAUUUAGGAACUUUGUUAUUAUUAGUAGUUUUAAUUGGUCACUACUAUUAUAUAUUACAAUGUAAUUUUAAACUUCUUUUUAAAUUUAUAAUUGACAAUAUGAUCAGAACAGAUCUGUGACUAAAAUCGAUAAAGGGCAUGUGUGGUACUUUCUGUAUAUUUACAACGAUUAUUACAUACUUAUGAAGAUU
This is a messenger RNA of Tachysurus vachellii, 1305 nucleotides long. RefSeq names its product ATP23 metallopeptidase and ATP synthase assembly factor homolog (gene atp23). Bases 177 to 881 code for a protein of 234 amino acids. Gene Ontology annotation, biological process: mitochondrial proton-transporting ATP synthase complex assembly; mitochondrial protein processing. Gene Ontology annotation, molecular function: metalloendopeptidase activity. The transcript has 6 exons. Lineage: Eukaryota; Metazoa; Chordata; Actinopteri; Siluriformes; Bagridae. The record is from RefSeq and is a predicted model, not a curated record. Gene Ontology annotation, cellular component: extrinsic component of mitochondrial inner membrane.